AUGAAAGAGGCGAUCAGAAUGGUACUCAAAUCCAUUUUCGAUCCCGAGUUUCCAGACACAUCGCACUUCCGCUCGGGUCGAGGCUACCACUCGGCCCUAAGACAGAUCAAAGAAAAGUGGGGAACCUCUCGCUGGUUUUUGGAAUUCGACAUCAGGAAGUGUUUUCACACCAUCGACCGACAUCGACUCAUCCCCAUCUUUAAGGAAGAGAUCGGCGACCCCAAACAACAUCUACCUACACAAGCUCGAUCAGGAGAUAGGGAGGAUCCAACAGAAGUACGAAUUCCGAUUGUUCGGAGAAUAAGAUCGGUUCUAUUAAGGACAGGUCGUAUUGAUGACCAAGAAGACUCUGGAGAAGAAGCAAGCUUCAACCCUCCCCAAGACAACAAAGCCAUCAUUGUGGGGAGGGUAAAGAGCAUCCAACGCAAAGCGGCCUUUCAUUCCCUUGUUUCGUCGUGGCACACCCCUCCCACAAGCACCCCCCGGCUCAGGAGGGACCAAAAAAGGUCUUUCGUUUUCCCCCCUGAGUCGGCCCUUGUCGCCUUCCUUAACAAGACCUCGAGCUUCCUUUGCGCCGCCUUCCUAAUAGAAGCCGCCGAGUUGACCCCGAAGGCCGAAUUCUAUGAGCUGGGCGGGGAGGCGAUACUAGUUAUCAGGUCAGAGAGAGGCCUGGCCCGUAAGCUUGCCCCCUUAAAAAGCCAUUACUUAAUAAGGAUUUGUUAUGCGCGAUAUGCCGACGACUUACUACUGGGAAUCGUGGGUGCCGUAGAGCUUCUCAUAGAAGUAAAAAAACUUCUCGCCCACUUCCUACAAUCCGACCUGAACCUUUGGGUAGGCUCUGCAGGAUCAACAACAAUAGCUACACGGAGUACGGUAGAAUUCCUCGGUAUGGUCAUUCGGGAAGUCCCUCCGAGGAUGACUCCCAUACAAUUCUUGCGAGAGCUGGAGAAGCGUCUACGAGUAAAGCACCGUAUACAUAUAACGGCUUGCCACCUACGCUCCGCCAUCCAUUCCAAGUUUAGGAACCUAGGUAAUAGUAUCCCGAUCAAAGAGCUGACGAAGGGGAUGAGCGGAACAGGGAGUCUACUGGACGCGGUUCAACUAGCGGACACUAUUGGAAUAGCUGGAGUAAGAAGUCCCCAAGUGAGCGUAUUAUGGGGGACCAUCAAGCACAUCCGGCAAGGAUCAAGGGAGAUCUCGUUGUUGCAUAGCUCAGGUCGGAGUAAGGUGCCAUCGGACGUCCAACAGGCAGUCUCACGAUCAAGCAUGAGUGUCCGGAAGUUGUCAUUAUAUACUCCCGCGGGUCGAAAGGUGGCGGGGGAAGGAGAGGGAGACUGGGCGAGAUCUAUCAGAAGGGAAUUCCCCAUACAAAUAGAGGUGCCGCGACAACCUUUACCAAGUCCGAACGAUUGUCGACCACCAGAUCCACUGGUCUGCAAUAUUCACCCCGGCCCACAAGCACAAAUCCUCGGUGCGGAAUAUAAUCCCAAAGGUGUGAUACCACCACCUAUCAGGCCCGACGAGCGGUCCACGGAGCUGCAUCCCUACUCACCUGGUCCAUGCACAUCGCUCUCUCCAGGAGGAGUCCGCUUUCUUCGCACUCAUGAAAACAACCUGAAGCUGGAGGGACCAGGAACUAGUGGGAGUGGGAGCCAAAAUAGGGAAAGAGCACUGGAAGUCACAGUAGCAGGCAUCAUAUUAAGUUUGGCGCUAACGGAAUCCAUUUCGAGCAAAGGUAUUCUCAUAUCACGGACAAGCCGGAUCAUGAAGAAGGGAAAAGAGAGGAAGUCUAGCGCCAGUCCUAAAAGGAAGAUGCUUUGGGGCAUUCGAUAUUUGUGUUUUUCUUUGCUGGCAGGAAUGACAAGCGCUUGCAUUUGGCAAGUAUCUUCCGAAAGUGGAAAUGAAAGUAGUCUUCCGGCUUUGGAUACUUCCUCGAGCAGUGAAUCAUUGGCUACGUUUAGAGCCGAAAUAGCGGCUGAUAACGAAGCUGAGAUUUAUGCUUGCAUACGGAGUCUCCAGAGCUGUGAUUACUACAACCUUCCUCCCCAGAAUAAUCCCGGGGAGUAUGAGGGGCUUGUUCACAAUAACUUCGAGCAAGCUAUUGAUGUGCCCCAUUAUAGGGCCAUACUUGAUAGAGAAUAUUUUGAACUCACAGUAUUAGAAAGAAAGGGUCUAUUACAAGAUAGGCUCUUCGAUCUUAUGUUUGGUGAGCAAAAGAUUUAUCGUAUCAUGGAACUUUCGCCAUAUACGAAUAUAAGAGUUGAGGCGUACGACUUCCUUGAGGGUAAGGUGGAGCCGGUGAGCUCUUUGCAACAUUCCUUCCAACGGGAUAUCAUGGACGGGAGUCUGAAUUUCUUUAUUCAGGAUAUAAACCAAAGCGGUAGAAAUUCACAAAUAUACCGUGAAUUCUACUCCCACUUUACCGAUGAGGGAUUCCUCCUCAAGCGGUAG
This is a messenger RNA of Lactuca saligna, 2451 nucleotides long. NCBI's taxonomy places the organism in Eukaryota, Viridiplantae, Streptophyta, Magnoliopsida, Asterales, Asteraceae. The record is from the annotation of a GenBank genome assembly.